Molecule: messenger RNA, 491 nt
Organism: Aspergillus ochraceoroseus IBT 24754
Lineage: Eukaryota; Fungi; Ascomycota; Eurotiomycetes; Eurotiales; Aspergillaceae
Exons: 2
Coding region: 175-432 (85 amino acids)
Source: RefSeq, a predicted model, not a curated record
CACCACCACUGGUUGUUCAUCUACAUUCACUUGCGCUGUUUACUUUGUCUGCGACUUAGCCAGCUAGCACUUUACUCCCCCCCCCCACAUAACCCUCAUUGCUUUCCUUUUUCUUUAUCUAUUAUUAUCUGCCACCGUCCAGGGAAGACGGUCUAUAACCCAGAAGACAGAUGUAUGUCUACGCCCGGGGUUGCAUAUCGCGUGUUUGGCGCAUGGAUUCGGCGGCGUUUUUUUCCCCCCCCCAGCACAUCCCUCGAGCAACCCAGCUUGACAUCAAUUGGAGGACCUGUGCAAAUAUGUUUUCUUUCUUUUUCUUUCUUUUUUUUUUUUUUCUUUCUAUUUCUGGUUUUUGCCAUCUCUCAACAUGACUUAAUUGUUAAUGACAGAAGAUCAUCAUCAGCUUUGGGGUUCUGUGUCUGUCAGAUACCAUGAUGAAUGCUUUCCUAGCGUGUACAUAAGAGUGUUUUUGAUACACACACACAUAUAUAUAU